This is a messenger RNA of Linum trigynum, 1224 nucleotides long. NCBI's taxonomy places the organism in Eukaryota, Viridiplantae, Streptophyta, Magnoliopsida, Malpighiales, Linaceae. The record is from the annotation of a GenBank genome assembly.
AUGGUUACAAUGAUGAGAUAUCAGAGAGUAAGCCCAGAUUGUCUCCCUUUACCCAACGGCAAGAAGCCCACCAGCACCGUCGGCACGAGCGGCGACAACGGCCGGUCAAUCCCAAACGGAGUCAGUUCAUCCUCCGCAGGUUACGAAAUCAAAGGGUUCAGAUACAGAUCGCCGUCCAGAACGCAGGAUUUUCACCACCACAGCAGCAGCAGCAAUGGCGGCGUCGGAGUCGGGAGCCCGUCGCGCUCCGACUACGGGCCGAAUCAGAGCCACAAACGAGAGGCGAGCCCACCCAGCCGGGGCGGGAGCGGCGAUAUGUUGCUGCAAUGGGGUCAGAAGAAGAGGGCGAGGGUAUCCCGGUCGGAGAUCCGGGCUCUAACCGAUGAGUCCUCAUCUUCCAGUCAAGCCAGGCAGCAACAAGCCGUCGCCAAUAAGGUCCCCAGGAGACUAGACGAGAGCAAGCUGCCGGGGCCGUCUAUGCCUCCUCCGCCGCCGCAGGCGGCACUACAUCCACCGCAAACGACCAACGGCAGAGGAGGCAACCUGAGGAAAGAAACCGCCGCUCUCCUCACGCAUAGGAAUUUGGAAAAGCGAUCUGCUGGGAAUGGGUCCCCGUCUCGGCCUAGUACUGGUGGUGGAGGAAGUGGCGGUGGAAGUCGGGUGGUUUCUAGAUCUACUACGGCGGGGAAGAGAUCUCCUCCGACUCCAGACAAAGUUGAUAAAAAGGCUCAGCACCAACAGCAGCAGCCCACCUCUCGGUCUAGCAGGGACGAGAAAUUGAAUGGAUCAGCAGCUGCUUUGCUGCAUCAGAACCACCACCAAGCUGCAGCUACUGCUGAUCAUCAUCACCAUCACGGGCACGGCCGCCACACAGAGUCAACUUCAGGCCAGUUGGACCAUGGUGGUGCAGCUGCGGUUCAUAAUAACACAGCUGCAGCUCCGGUUGCGGUGCCAGAAGUGGUGGAGUGGCCGAGGAUUUUCCUCUCGCUGUCGAGGAAGGAAAAGGAGGAUGAUUUCCUGGUAAUGAAAGGCACGAAGCUUCCUCAACGGCCCAAGAAGAGGGCCAAAAAUGUUGAUAGAGGCCUUCAGUAUUGCUUUCCAGGGAUGUGGCUGUCUGAUUUGACGAAGAGUAGGUAUGAAGUAAGAGAGAAGAAGAGUGUGAAGAAGCAGCAGAAACGGAGAGGAUUGAAGGGGAUGGAGAGCAUGGACAGUGAAUCAGAGUGA